CUUACAAUUUACUAGUGAGAUUUUGAUGGAGUUGGUAGAUGAGUAAUGUGUCAGAGGAAAAAGAAGGGAACUUGCUUCGUAAUGUCAAAGCAUUCUACACUAAAGGAAGCUUCAAGUCUGAGUCCCAGAAACGCGAGGUAGAUUCUCCAGAAAAUGCAGAGAAGACCCAGUCUCAUGAGGUUGUUUCUCCGGAUCGGGGGAAACGACGUCGAGUCAAAAGCAAGAGAUAUUCCGGGUUCCAGAUAGAGUCCCUGAAGCGAAAUGAGCUGCAAAAUGACAAACGGUCUUUGAAGAACUCCCCUCUCAAAUAUUCUUCAGGAAACACUGUUAAAGCUUGUCCUAAAAGCAGAAAACAGCAAAAAGUCUGCCAAAGCCUUGAACUAGUGGAACCCAAAAUAUUCAAUAAGAGGCAGCAACGAAUCUUGACGGUCCCUCUUGAUCGCAUGUUAGAGUAUCCAGAUUUUGAAACUGCGUCCACAACUUUGGGUGCCCAGAAAACUGCGAAGACAGAGAAAGCGCCCAAAAAUUGUUCCUUGCCUGGAAGUCUCAUCACUAGGAUAUCACCUGCAGUUUGUAAAGACUUAAAAGGGCCGUCUGUGCCCUUAUCAAAUUCCAAGGACAAGAAAAUUCCAAAGAAUCCGACCAAGAUGAAACGAAAACACGCAUUAUGUGGUAUCUUCGAUGACAUAUGGGGUACGAAAACUAGCGAAGCAGCUGAAAAACCUCAAAUCAACGGAUUUAAACAAAUGUUGAAUGAUGCAUUCAACAAAGCGCCCCAAGUUUUAACUGACCAUUCGUCUUUUCAUACCACAAACGAGAAUCAAACCGAGACCCUCAAAAAAGAGGAUUACUCAUUUUAUGGUGAAUCUUCUGAACCAACUCAAGCUAAUUUGGUUCCCGUUGAAACCAAGCUCUUAGAUUGCCCCUUUCCGGAGGUCAUGAACUCAUCUUAUGAAGUGCCUUUUCCCGAAGACCUAGUCAUGAACUCUGAUAUACAACCAUCUCAUGAAAUCCCUUUUCCGGAAGUCAUGAACUCUGACAUACACCCAUCUUAUGAAGUGCCUUUUCCGGAAGUCAUGAACUCUAGCUCUGAUAUACACCCAUCUUAUGAAGUGCCUUUUCCGGAAGUCAUGAACUCUAGCUCUGAUAUACACCCAUCUUAUGAAGUGCCUUUUCCGGAAGUCAUGAACUCUAGCUCUGAUAUACAAUCAUCUUACGAAGUGCCUUUUCCGGAAGUCAUGAACUCUAGCUCUGAUAUACACCCAUCUCAUGAAGUGGAGAUAAAGACUGAAAGUUCGUGUCCGUUUGACUUUGUGGACGAUGACCGUCCUGCCUCUUGGCUCCACUCUGUUCAAUCAAGGUGUGCUGCUCAAUCUAAACUAGUGUCACUUCAACUCUUUAUCAAGAAAACCUUUAUACCGGUUACCGCGCUGACGGAGCACAGGAAGAAGCGGAAACAGCGGUGCAGAAAACGGAAAGCCCCGUGUCACGUGACAGAUGCUGACGACGAGGACUCAGAUGGGCCGUCCUCCUCAAUACCCAGACCCUGUACUGUCCUAUCCGGACCUCUGAAACUGAUGACGUUGGAAGAUCUGUGGAUUCAGAAAGAGUUUUAUCUGCGGUAUUUGUGUAAUUAUUAUCAUGUCAGCAGUGAGGGAUGUAAGGGUUGGCUGAUCAGCAGACUGCAUCAGUUUAUCUUGCAAAGUGUGGGGAGCAGUUUCUUGUCCAAACACAAAACUUUUAAAUUAUUUCGAACCCCCCAACAACGUCCAAACCGAAAUAUUUCCUGGGUAAAACUUACUGUAGAGCGCAAAACCAAACUUUUAGAUGAAUAGUUUUUUACUUUUCUAGUAAUUAAUUAAAUAAUGUCCUUCUCAGCUUUUAAAAUUGAUAGUCAUAGGUUUUUAAAAUUCUCAGAUUGAGGUUUUUGAUUUAUUUUCUUAAAUGUAGUUCAAUAGUCUCUUAGUGUGUAAUUUGAUAAAAUCAAAAAUUUUCCCAGUAAAGCACAGUCGAUAAUAAAUAGCGCAAUGUUUCAUUUUCCAUCGCAACUUAAACUCUAAUAACUGUGGAUCGGAAUCCAUUUCAUUUAAUCAUUCGACAUUUUAUAUCAAGACGAGUAUUCUUGUGCUACUGUCUAAUUGAGUUUGAUAGUCAA
Messenger RNA from Bolinopsis microptera, 2155 nucleotides. Its product is annotated as titin homolog. The transcript has 3 exons. Lineage: Eukaryota; Metazoa; Ctenophora; Tentaculata; Lobata; Bolinopsidae. The record is from RefSeq and is a predicted model, not a curated record. Bases 39 to 1835 code for a protein of 598 amino acids.